GGACGGUGGAGUUCCGGUCGACCGGUCCGCGCAGAGGCUGUGCUGCGAGUUCUCUCCUGCAGCAGGUGUGGGCUCUCCGAUGAGGUUGACAUUACAUGGUGUCAUAAGUGAUCUGAAGGCGCCAACCACUUGAACUUCCGGGAUCAAGUGAGGUUCCUGCACUUGAGUCCUUUGCACUGUUUGCUUCUGUGAGUCGCUGUAACUUUCAGUUUGGGCUUACAUACUAAUUGUGAUAAUGACAAAUCAAAAGCACACGGAAGCUGGCUGCCUGAGGAGUUUCUCAGUGGUCAAGUUGGGGACAGUUUGAGCACCAAGAAGAAUUUAAAUUCUAUAGUUGUUAAGGCAGCUGGGACCAGGUGAAGAUCUCAAAGUGGAGAUCCUGGCUAAUGCUGAGGACUGUGCAUAGGACCAAUUAUUAGGUUUGAGCUGAAAGGAAUUACUAAGCAAGAUUUUUGCUACCCUUGGAUGCACUCCUGAUAUGGAGAAGAUUGAGGAACAAUUUGCUAAUUUGAACAUUUUUAAACGUUCCUCAGAAACUAAAGAGCCUACUUAUCUGCUUGGCAUAGACACAUCAAAGACUGUACAAGCAGAAAAAGGAAGCUUGGUUGCUGUCUUAUGUUCUAAUGGAUCAAUCAGAAUAUAUGAUAAAGAAAGAUUAAAUGUACUACGAGAAUUUAGAGGAUAUCCUGGACUUAAUGGAGUCAAGUUUGCAAAUUCCUGUGAGAGCGUGUAUUCCUCAUGCACUGAUGGCACUGUAAAAUGUUGGGAUGCUCGAUUAGCCAGUGAAAAACCUGUCCAGCUGUUCAAGGGUUACCCUUCCAAUAUUUUUAUCAGUUUUGAUAUCAGCUGUAAUGAUCAUGUCAUUUGUGCUGGUACAGAAAAAGUUGAUGAUGAUGCAUUGUUGGUAUUUUGGGAUGCAAGAAUUAAUUCUCAGGAUUUGUCUACUACUAAAGACCCACUUGGUGCAUAUUCAGAGACACAUAGUGAUGAUAUCACUCAAGUAUGUUUCCAUCCCAGCAAUCCCAACAUGGUAGUCUCAGGUUCAACUGACGGCCUGGUAAAUGUAUUUGAUAUUACUGUUGAUAACGAAGAAGAUGCACUGGUUACAACCUGUAACUCAGUUUCAUCAGUAAGCUAUAUUGGUUGGUCUGGGAAAGAUUAUAAACAGAUUUACUGCAUGACACAUGAUGAAGGAUUUUGUUGGUGGGAUCUUAAUCAUCUGGAUACCGAUGAACCAAUUACAUGUUUGAACAUCCCGGAUGUCAGAGAAGUAAUUAAUGUGAAAGAAGGGAUUUUGGACUAUUUGAUUGGCGGCCUAUAUCAUGAAAAGACGGACAAAUUGUUUGUAGUUGGAGGAACAAACACAGGAAUUAUUCACAUAAUGAGCUGUACUACAUCAGGAUUGGUCCAUGUGACCAGCCUUCAGGGAGGGCAUGCUGCUACAGUCCGUUCUUUCUGUUGGAAUAUGCAGGAUGAUUCUUUGCUAACUGGAGGAGAAGAUGCACAGUUGUUACUUUGGAAACCUGGAGCAGUAGAGAAGACGCUUACAAAGAAAGACAGCAUGAAAAUAGCAUCCUCUGUGUACCAGCGAGUUCGAGUUCAUAGUAAUGAUUCUUACAAGAGAAGGAAAAAGCAGUGAUGUUACAUUGGGAGUUUACUUGACAGGUUUUAUAGUUGCAGAUAAUUAUUUCUGUGUACUACCUGUUGUAGACGUGUUUAAAGCUCAUAUGUAAAUAAAAGCAAGCCAGUUAGCAAACAGUCCUGAAAAAAUGUUGAGAAUAGUUUAAUUCAGGUCUUUGUGUAUUCUAAAAUUAUUUUUUUAAGCCACCAUUUGAGUAUAUAAUCAGUGAGUUGAAAGUAAAAUUACAUUCCUCAUUUUAAAAACCCAUCUGUUGAAUUAGUAAAUGUGGAGUUUGAAGAAAUAGCUUUGAUAAGGGCUUUUUAGAAGUAGAUGGCUGGUGUGACUUUAAAAAACAGGUGGUUUGGGCUGUGUUUUUUAAGCUCAAUUUUUUACAUUUUAAAUCAUCUUCAUUAUUUAUAAAACCAAGUCAGACUGUUUCUUCAUUCGAGAAGCUCCUACUUGCUUAAUACGUAUAGAUUACACUGGCAUAUUUAAAUAUAAAUAUUCUAAUGAGUUUAAAUAGAAUUAAACCUUUUCAGAAUUAGUGAUUUGCAUUUAUUUGAGAAAAGUAUAUUUAGUAAAUAUUUGCAUCCACACUUUAAUAUUGUUGGUUAAACAGUAAACAGGUGUUUCACUGAUGAAAAGGGAAUUACCUUGCAAAAUUCUUUUUGAGACUCAAAGUGAAUAUACAAAAACAAAAGUAUUUAUAAUAGUAGAAUGACUUUUUAUUUCAAAAUAUUCCAAUAUUUUGUGAUAAAAUUUUCUUCUAUAGUGUUUUAUCCAUCCAUAAUUUUAAACUUGAAUUUUUGUUUACUGCUAAUUUAUCCAUCCUUCCUUUUAAAUAUUUCUCUAAAGAAUCUUAAUUAAAAAGUUGAUCCCUCUAAAGGUUUGGUAUCUUAUCUCUGAGACUGUAGCACUGGGGGAAAUUUUUAUUUUUCUAUAGAACAUUUGUAACUUAUAUUUAGAUAUGAUUUAGCUUAACUCAAAUGAGACUGAACAACAGGUAAGUUGUUGUUAUAUUAAAUAUAUUAAAAAUACAUGUUUCUUAUUUGGAGAAAUUCAGCUAUUCUUGGUAUUGUCCAAACCAUAAACCUGAGGGUAAUAUAGUACUUUUCCUUUUUCCCUUAACCAGUCAAUCACCAAGUCCUGUGCCAUUCCACCUCCUAAAAUCUGUCAGCCUGUUCUUUUGCCUUUACCCCCCGCCACUACUGCCUUAGAUAAGACUUUCAUCAUUUCUCUGCGAGAUUACAGACUCUGUCUCUAAUCUGCUCCAGUUCAUUCUCCCUACUACUUCUAGACUGAACAUCGAAAACACAGAUUUGAUAAUGCCUCAUGCUGCUUAAAAUCUUUGAUACAUUUUGAACUUUUGAUAGAGGACUGUUUAAAAUGAAAAACCGUGUUUUCAAGAUAUUUAGGAUAUGAGACAAUGCUGACUAUGUUGUAAGUGGGAAAAGUUGGUAAAAAAAGACUUUCAGAGACACUGCAUUUAUGCAAUAACAGGAAAUACAACAGGAGUUAUAAAACAGCAGGGCUCUUAAAAAUAUUUCAAAUUCAGAAGUAAUUACUAGAGCUGUAAGAUGCAAGUGAGGAAAUACCUCUGAAAGAGACAGAAAGUGAGAGAAAAGAUAAAGGCCGCAGGAGGGGUCUAAUAUCAGACUGAUGGUGUUAGAAAGUGAAAAAAAAAAAAACUUUUUAAGGGGUGAGAAGGGAUUAUUAAAAUGAAAUAACAUAAGAGACUAUCCCAGAACUUCAGUCUUUAGGUUGAAAGGCCCAACAAGGGUGUCAAGUGUAAUGAACGAAAAAGACCCACACCAAGGCAUAGCACUGUGAAGUUUUAGAACUCUAAGAAUAAAGAGAAAAUCUUAAAAGUUUUCAAAAAGAGGGUAAAAAACAAUCACUUAGGAACAAGAAUAACAUCUGCAUUAGACAGCAAAUCUGGAUAACAAAAAAUGGUAGAUCAAUGCCUUCAAAGUUCUGAGGACAAAUUCCUGCUAUCUGAACUUAUGCUCUCCAAAUUCAUGAAGAUUACAGUAGAUUCAAACUAUUCAAUCUAAACUCGGAUUACAAUAAAUUUUUUUGACACAACCCUUGCUAAGUGAACACUUCCUUCUUGCUCUCUGAAACUCAGGAACCAAAUUUAUUUAGCUAACAGUAUUCGUUGCUAGCCAAACUCAAUGGCUGAACCUAGGAAAUAAAAGAGAUUUGGAUUUCAGGAGAUAACUUGCUUUUCCAACCUAUAAUUCUGUGACCAAACUACCCUCAUGUUUUAAACUUCAAGUUUAAAACAUGAAGAGAAGUUUAAAACAUUUAAGACAUACAAAAUUUUAAACUUUAGUUUCUAUGCAGCAUUUCUCCAAAGAAGAUAUACAGAUUGCCAACAAACACAUGAAAGAAUGCUCAACAUCAUUAAUCGUUAGAGAAAUGCAAAUCAAAACUACAAUGAGGUAUCACCUCACACCAGUCAGAAUUGCCAUCAUCAAAAAAAUCUACAAACAAUAAAUGCUGGAGAGGGUAUGGAGAAGAGGGAACCCUCUUGCACUGUUGGUGGGAAUGUAAAUUGAUACAGCCACUAUGGAGAACAGUAUGGAGGUUCCUUAAAAAACUAAAAAUAGAACUACCAUCCGACCUAGCAAUCCCACUACUGGGCAUAUACCCUGAGACAUCCAUAAUUCAAAAAGAGUCAUGUACCACAAUGUUCACUGCAGCUCUAUUUACAAUAGCCAGGACAUGGAAGCAACCUAAGUGUCCAUCGACAGAUGAAUGGAUAAAGAAAAUGUGGCACAUAUAUACAAUGGAAUAUUACUCAGCCAUAAGAAGAAACGAAAUUGAGUUAUUUGUAGUGAGGUGGAUGGACCUAGAGUCUGUCAUACAGAGUGAAGUAAGUCAGAAAGAGAAAAAUACCGUAUGCUAACACAUAUAUAUGGAAUCUUUAAAAAAAAUUGAGAAUAAAGACGCAGACCUACUAGAGAAUGGACUUGGGACACAGGGAGGGGCAAGGGUAAGUUGGGACAAAGUGAGGGAGUGGCAUGUAGAUAUAUACACUAUCAAAUGUAAAAUAGAUAGCUAGUGGGAAGCAGCCGCAUAGCACAGGGAGGUCAGCUCAGUGCUUUGUGACCACCU
Balaenoptera acutorostrata (minke whale) is the source of this 4741-nucleotide messenger RNA. RefSeq names its product WD repeat domain 89 (gene WDR89). The transcript has 5 exons. The record is from RefSeq and is a predicted model, not a curated record. Bases 479 to 1639 code for a protein of 386 amino acids. Gene Ontology annotation, molecular function: protein binding. Lineage: Eukaryota; Metazoa; Chordata; Mammalia; Artiodactyla; Balaenopteridae.